UUUAAAAUUAAUAAACAAAAUUCGCUUGAUAAAUGUUAAAUCCAGCAUGGACAAGUAUCUAAAAGAGCAUUAUUAUGAUCAGAUUUUCAGUUUAUUAAAUGAAGCAAACGAUAGAACGCACGUUGCCUUAAACGUAGACUUGAGUUUAUUGCAACAGCAUAAUUUUGCUUGGUUCCAUGCCAUUUUGAUGAAUGUUUAUGCUGAGCUGAUUAAAUGGGAUGCGGCAUUAUUGGCGGCGCAAAACUUAAUUGUAUCAGAAGAUCGCAUAUAUCUUGAGGCGGACUAUCAAGUAAAAGGCAAUUGUCAUGUUCGAUUUUUCCAUCUACCACCAUCUGAUCACAAUUUCAAAGUUCCAUUUCCAAAUGUCGAUCAAAUUGGUGAAUUUCGAGAUGUUCGUGGUACUAUAACACGUAUGACGCGAGCCAAGCUGCUCGAGAUAAAAAGAGAUUUCGUUUGCUCCAAAUGUGGUUUGCUAAUGCUUGUUGAAGCUGAUUAUGCGCUUAUGUAUCGAUUCGAUCUGCCGGAAUGCACAAAAUCUGGAUGCAAAGGUACAAUGCGCCAAAAAGAUACUGAACCAAAUCCACUGUACUGUGUUAACUAUCAAGAAAUAAAAAUUCAGGAAGCUCUUAGUGAGAAAGUUAUCCCACCAGCACUGAUUAUUACGCUCGAAUCAGAUUUGGUUGAUUGCUGUCAGCCCGGUGACUGCGUAACCAUUUGUGGAACCAUUGAACGUCGUUGGUUUGCAUUCAGUGAAGCAAAGUGUGAAGCUGUGAUCGUAAUGCGAGCAGUCAGUUUGGUGCGAGAACGGAACACUUUGAUGUUUGACGAUAAAGCUAUAGAAAUGGCGACAUUGAAGUGUGAUUGGGAGGAAAGUUUAAAGAAAUACGGUGAACUUGGUUUACGAGAUUUAAUCAUCAAAUCUGUUUGUCCGGAUGUUCACGGUUUGCAUGCGGUCAAAUUAGCGCUUAUUUUAGCCAUUUGCAGUGCGAGUGCUGUUAACGAUUGUAAAUCAAGUGAUGGUUUGCACCAACGUGGACAGAGUCACAUUUUGAUGAUUGGCGACCCUGGCCUAGCCAAAUCCAAAUUGUUGCUUAGCGCAACUUCGAUUGCUCCCCGUUCGGUACAAACAACAGGUAUGGGCUGUUCAAGCGCUGGAUUGACUGCUGCCGCAAUAAAGGAAAAUGGUGAAUGGGUGUUGGAAGCGGGAGCCUUAGUAGUGGCCGAUGGAGGUGUUUGUUGCAUAGAUGAAUUCAAUUUAAUGCGAGAGGCGGAUCGAGCUUCCAUUCACGAGGCAAUGGAACAACAAACUAUAAGUAUGGCAAAAGCGGGAAUUGUUUGCAAAUUGAAUACACGUUGUUCGGUGCUGGCCGCAGCAAACCCAAAAAAUUUGCACGCAAUGAGCGAACCUGAAGGCAUGAAUUCCAUAAAUAUUGGCAUAGCAACACCACUACUAAGCAGAUUUGAUUUAGUGUUUGUUUUGAAAGAUGAACGCAUACCUGAAUGGGAUGAUGCAAUUGCAUUACAUUUAUUAGGACAAGUUACAACCGGUUUCCAAAAUAUCAAUAUCGAAAAAGAUGCCGAACUUUGGGGUCCGAAAAAAUUACAAAAACAUAUUGCCGCCGUAAGCAAUGUUCAACCGAAAAUGACACCAAUUGCAACCGCUACGUUGAGUGCUUAUUAUCGACGAUGUCGAUCGGAUCCGGAACGUGAUAAUGGCCGAACAACAAUUCGUUUACUUGACAGUUUAAACCGUCUCGCAGAAGGUCAUGCUCGACUAUUAUUCCGCGAUAAGGUGACUGUCGUUGAUGCUAUAGUGGCUAUUCGGUUGAUGGAAUCGACAUAUGGCUUUGGUCGUACGGUGAAACCGUACGAUGUGAUUAAAGAAGAGCUUCCACUCGGCCCUGAAAAUGAAGAAAUCAAUUGUAUUUUGAAGCUUCUGGAAGUAGAUGAAACAUCAUUGAAUGAACACGAUGUGCAGAGCACUACAAAUCAAGGAAACGAAAAAUCAUUGCAUGACAAACAAAAUGUAUUGCAGAAUGGCCAAAGUUUCAAGAAGCCAUUGCAAGUGCCUGCAUCACAACUAAAAAUCAAUCUAAUUAAAUCGCAUGCAUUAAUUUCAAAAUCCCAAAAUGUACCUAAUAAACCAAACACAUCAACCAUACAAACAGCGACACAAGCGACGACACAAUCACAAAAAACCCCAUCGUUGACAGCAUUUCAAAGGCCGAAUUCGAACUCAAAUCAAGUAAAUUCGAAUUUUGAAGCGGUCAUCAAUAUGGAUCCCGAUGAAUUGGAUGAAAUACUGUCAUUUGACACUGAUGAUAAACCAGCGAAUGUGGACGACAAGCAUCCGAUUAAAGUCCAAUCCAAGACAUCGCCAAAAAUUGAAAAUAACAGCCACACGAUGUUGUCAGACGACGAGGACUUAGUUUUGUCACAAGCAUUGGAUGACAUUGAACGGUCUCAGAUUGGUGAACCGAUGCCAAAAAUGAAAAAAUUUAACUUCAAACCACCCAAUAGGCUAUCGUUGAAUUUAAGCCGUUGUAAAGAUUCAAGUAAAGAAAAUAUGAAUCACUCUGCCGAUGCUUCAACAUCGACUGCCAAUCAGUCAGCGGAGCCUAAAGAAGUGGGAACAGUAAAUCGACCAGUAGUUAAACCUCGAAUUCUUUGUACACCGAACGACGAUGAAAACUCUCAAAACGAAUCUCAAAAACGGAAGAUAUCUACCCAAACAUUGAAUAAAUUGCAUUCAUUUAAAUUCAAAGAAAAGGCCGUUGAUGAAUCGAUUCGACAACAAAAUGUUGAUGCUGUUGCAAAAGGUGAUGUUUCACAGCCUGAAAAUGAUAGUGCCUAUGACACGAUGCCUUUAACUAGUUCAACUUUACCGAGCACAGAUCCAGUUUCAUGCCGAAAAACUGGCAAAACACCACCAUUGUUCCCGUCUCCAAGCGGCGCAACGCCGAAUGAUAUCGACAAUGAAGAUUUGAGCUUCCUUGACAACAUUUUUUUUUAGUAUUUUAUACAUAACACGAAUUAAACUAUCUAUUGAAAAUUUCAUUGUCAUUACAAGUGAUUUGUUUUAGAUUAACAAAUGCCAUUUAUUAAUAAAACAGAUACGUAAAAAUGGAA
Messenger RNA from Contarinia nasturtii (swede midge), 3129 nucleotides. RefSeq names its product DNA helicase MCM9-like. Gene Ontology annotation, molecular function: single-stranded DNA helicase activity; single-stranded DNA binding; ATP binding. Gene Ontology annotation, cellular component: MCM complex; nucleus. Gene Ontology annotation, biological process: DNA replication; double-strand break repair via homologous recombination. NCBI's taxonomy places the organism in Eukaryota, Metazoa, Arthropoda, Insecta, Diptera, Cecidomyiidae. Bases 47 to 3013 code for a protein of 988 amino acids. The record is from RefSeq and is a predicted model, not a curated record. The transcript is spliced from 6 exons.